AUGAUAAAUAAUAAGCAAAUGUCAUAGAUUGAUCUUGCAGCUAUAGAAAAAGUAUUCGCUCUACUCUUGCUAAGUUGUGUCACCUAUAUAUGGUUUACAUUGGUCUCGCUUCAGUUUACAAUCAUAUUGGCUCUGACACUUUGUUCCCUUGCUGUUCUGUUGAAGAUCAAGUGGACCAGAAUUAAGAGAAAGGGAUUCCUAAACAAUGUCUCUCACAAACUUAGAAAGAUCUUAUUGGAGAGAUCCUUAUUUGAUAUUUUGUGCGAUAUAUGGUAUUUCGAAACAAUUAAGAGACAUGUAAGAGUAUUUUUAAGUCCAUUUCUAAUUAAAAAAACCCCAGAAGAAAUAAUCGAAUCCUUUGAAGAUAUCAAUCCUUAAUUGAAAGAGGCAAUCCUUAGAAAAGGAACUAUUAACUUAUUCCCAGAACCAAUUAAAAAGGAGUUAGUGCAAAAUUACUUCUAAGAAGAUGAACUACAGAUUAAUUAGGACAAACAAUUGCAUUAAUAAAUCAUCCAACAGCCAGUCAAAGUGGAACAUUGGGAUAGAUAUGCCGAUUAUGAACAAUACACAUAGAGAAAUAGAAAAAACAACUCUUAAACCUUGUUGCAUGUCAUCUCAUUGUUAAUGCAUAAACCUAUCGUACAUAAGGAGAAUCAUAAAGUGAAUCUGAGAAAUUUGUCCAGCAAAACCCAAUCCUUAUUGGUUGGAUCUGUCAUAUGCAUCCUUGUCCAGAUGUACUUUUCCAAAUCCUCAAGGCAAAUCUAUCAAAAGGCAUUCACCAUCUUGUCGUCUAUGUCUUUGUUGGCAAUGGCUUCCACUGCCCUUGGAGUGAUGGCUUUAAGUAAUAAAAAAUAAAAAACAUUGUGA
Messenger RNA from Paramecium tetraurelia, 867 nucleotides. RefSeq lists its product as uncharacterized. The record is from RefSeq and is a predicted model, not a curated record. NCBI's taxonomy places the organism in Eukaryota, Ciliophora, Oligohymenophorea, Peniculida, Parameciidae. The transcript has 2 exons.